AUGCCAACUGACCAGCGAGAGCCCUUCGACACGCUUCUCCAGAUGAAAGCCCCCCAGCCUUACAGCCCCUGUCCCUCCGUCGAUGCCUGGCCGAGAUUCAGAUCCACCCAAGAAUCCCCGAUGCCCCUUCAUCACCUUCACCCGGAGCUCUGGAGCGCCGCCAUAGCCUUAUCAGAGCCGUACGCGCUCAGCUCUCACUCACCCUAUUUGGACUCUUACGACGCCACUUCUUCAAACCCUACCCUGAUGGCUUCCCCAUCCACUGUGGCUCCAUUGAGCCCGGGCCUCCACCGGCAGCACAUGGAAAAUGGUGACCACCACCUGAGCUGGAUGGAAGAGGCUCUUGCUUCCCCCUCUUCUCUACAAGAAUACCAUCAGCAUCAUCACCCUCGCCCCAACCACUACAAUCCUAACCCGACCCAAAUGGAGAGCCUAGAUCUGCCAGAAAUGCGUGCUUCGCCUCCUCCUCUGUUUGAAAUUGCCUCGUAUCUUUCGCAGGCGGCAUCCGGGCCCAGCAUUCACGGCCCCAUGACGAUCUCCUCACCCGAGCCUGCUCCUUCACGGGAGAACUCUGCCGCUAGCGAGUCCAGCGAUGAUCAGCCGUACUCCAAACUCAUCUAUGAGGCACUGGUAUCUGCAGAAAACAAGAAGCUGCCUCUUCAGGGUAUUUACAAUUGGUUCGAAAAGCACACCGCGAAGAGUAAAGACCCGUCCUCAAAGGGCUGGCAGAACAGUAUCCGCCACAAUCUUUCCAUGAAUGCAGGAUUUGAAGCCAUCAAGGAAGAAGCAGCACCGGGUAAGAAAGCAGUCAACUUCUGGCGGCUGACGCAGGAAGCACUGGAGCAAGGCGGCGUCCAUUCGACCACUCGCUACAGAAAGGCGAACCACAAGCGACACAAGAGCUCUAGUCCUCCUGCCCUUCCUCAGCGGCAUCAUCAUUCAGGGUCGAAGGCAGGAGCUAAGGCCAGCAGAAGCAGCGCAGCGAAGAUCCGCCAUUCGACCACCACCAGCACGAGUCAGGACGAGCUACUGCGAAAGGACCAAUAUCGAGCUCGGCCACCGGUUCGCCAUCUGCGCCGCCAGCUUCAGCAACAGACCCCUCACCAUGAUCACCCUUCGCCUCCCCGUCACAGUCACUAUGCACCAAUUGGUCCCUCGCCCGUCGCAAUGAUGCAAGCCCACCACACCAUGAACCCCGCAGAGACCAACAGUUCACCCGUGCGAUCAUUCGAUCCGAGCAUGGUGAUCGGCUGCGCCAGCCUGCCGAUGGACGACACCGCUCCCGUCUUCGUAGACGCCAUAGAUGUUGGGACGGGCUGCCUGGCCUUUGAUGAUCCGGCCUAUCCAAGCUGGAUUGGGCUGCAGUACUAUUCCAGUAACGGGCUCGCUAGAGUGCCUGACGUCUCGCACGGUCUCCCGCCCGGCAUAUACACUGUGCUGCACUAG
Messenger RNA from Penicillium lagena, 1446 nucleotides. Its product is annotated as forkhead box transcription factor. The transcript is spliced from 2 exons. The coding region runs from base 1 to 1446 and encodes 481 amino acids. Gene Ontology annotation, biological process: regulation of transcription by RNA polymerase II. Gene Ontology annotation, molecular function: DNA-binding transcription factor activity, RNA polymerase II-specific; RNA polymerase II cis-regulatory region sequence-specific DNA binding. The record is from RefSeq and is a predicted model, not a curated record. NCBI's taxonomy places the organism in Eukaryota, Fungi, Ascomycota, Eurotiomycetes, Eurotiales, Aspergillaceae.